Paramecium tetraurelia is the source of this 922-nucleotide messenger RNA. RefSeq lists its product as uncharacterized. Gene Ontology annotation, molecular function: acyltransferase activity. Lineage: Eukaryota; Ciliophora; Oligohymenophorea; Peniculida; Parameciidae. The transcript has 5 exons. The record is from RefSeq and is a predicted model, not a curated record.
AUGGAGAAAUUUAGAGCAUAUGCUGAUCCUCAUACCGGAAUUAAUUUAUUUGUACCUGCCUUUGUUAAUUAAAAGUUAUCCCCACUCAUUCUGCUAAUUCAUAUUAUCUUAGGAUCUUUAUUGGUUUUGAUUAGAAUUCCUUUAUUGGUUAUUCUGAUUUCAUUAUUGACAAUUUUGAAUACUCUGAAAAUAGGCACUCUAAAUUCAUUAAUUGGUAAAUUGAUGUUGCUUACUUGUGGAUUUUAUAAUGUUGAAAAUUAGAUUCCAAUUCAAGAUAAAGGUGGAUAACUCAUAUUGGCAAACCAUUCUAGUCCAAUUGAUUGGAUUUAUUUCUUAGCUUAAUCAUCGCCAAACUUCGCAACUUUCGUAGAAUGUGGUGAAGAAAUUAGAUAUUAAAUUCUGUCCUUAAAUUAAGUGAUUAAGAAUUUGUUUUCAAUUACUAUAGCAUAAACUGGAACUGGAUCACAAUUAAACGAAGUUAUACUUUAAAAUAAGCCAACCUUGCUGUUUUUUGAGGGUUGUUAAACAAAUUAAUUAGGAGUAUUGUCACCACCUAAAUAAAUGAUUUCUGAAUUACAAAACCUUGGAUUACCUAUUAACAUUUAUAUAUUAACAUAUCCUGACAGAUCUAUAUUUACUCCUAUCAAUACUACAAGGAAUGGACUUUGGCACUUUAUACUGUUGUUAACAAAUGUUUGGAAUAAUUUAAAGGUUGUCAGCCAAGAAUUUUAAAGCUCCAAAGACUAUUAGAAGCUCAUAACUAAUAUUUAUGAGUGUGAAGGAUUUAAAAUAAUCAAUUAAAAAUACUCUGUAUAAACAGAAUUUUUAAGCUAUUUUUGGAGAACUUCGAAAGGAAAUUAUGUUAAAUAAGAUUGAAUAUUCUAUUUAUGUUUUGCAAAAAUUAAUAAAUAUCUAAUUCUAC